Xenopus laevis (African clawed frog) is the source of this 6305-nucleotide messenger RNA. It is a transcript of the gene sema6d.L, whose product is annotated as semaphorin 6D L homeolog. NCBI's taxonomy places the organism in Eukaryota, Metazoa, Chordata, Amphibia, Anura, Pipidae. The transcript is spliced from 19 exons. Bases 1012 to 4269 code for a protein of 1085 amino acids. The record is from RefSeq and is a predicted model, not a curated record.
GGAAAAGACACAGUAAAGGGCUCCAGGGCUGGGGUGUGUGUCAGACAGUCACUGAGGAAGCUGAAAAGUCGCCACAGAAGUAGAACUGCUUUCAGCUGCCACUGUAAGAAAGAGUGUGAGACAGACACAAGAAGAGACCUAGGAGGACCCUCCAAAUGUGCCUGUGCUGCAGGAUCAGAGCUGGGGGCGGAGCCGGCACAGAGCUAAGCAGCCCGACUGACUGACUGGAGAUGAGUCGAAUUACACCAUUUGCCUGGGCUGACUUUGUUUUGCUCGCAGCCUGUCCCACUGCUGGACGGAGAUAAUUCGGUGCAGUCGGGAGCUGAGGAGGAUUGUGUGAGAGGAGCAACAGCAGAGACACAGAGACACUAUAUCCCAGCGAGGAUUUGUGUGUAGCGUGGAUAGCGGUCGCUGCUGCUACUGGAUACUCAUCGCUACUCCUGUGUGAUCAGCGCUACCCGGGGCUAUUGUUACUAUUAUCAGGCUGCUGGGCGUGUGUGCCGGGGAGGCAAAGUUUAGCCGAGCAGACUGUGCGUGAGGAGUGAUUUCUUUGCCCGGCGGGACUGACUGGGAGUCUUUUUCCCCCUGAGCCAAGUUGUAUUUGCCGGAGCGGAGGGCUGUGUUUAUAGGGGGAUGGGAAGUGCAGGGGGGGAGGUGCAGCCGGAGUACAGGGGAUUGGGCAGUCAGCGCUGUUGCCAUUUGAUCAGACUGGAGCUUUGAAGAUCACAAAGAUUAUUACACAGCUGGGCCCCUAAACACUCACCGGGCUGUGCGGGGCUGAGGGAUGUACAGAGUCUUCUAAACCCCAAGUGGAUGUUCCCUGCGAGCGGCAGCAGCUGCAUGUGAAGCCUCCUAUGUGGACUAUUGCUCGGACCUUACGCAAACUUACCGGAUGGCUGCCGGGAUCUGCCGAUAAGUAGCGCCGGGGAGACACUGGCAGGAGGCGGCACAGCUCAUCCCCACUGGGUAGAAUUCAAUUCUGAGAAGGAAGAAUAAUCCACUCGGUGAGCCAUGACACUGUGCACAGGUUCUGCUUGGGCGCUGCUGCUAACCAUAAGCGUGGUCUGUGCCGUUAGCUUUCCUGAAGACGACGAGCCUAUUAAUUUUGUCGAUUAUCACUAUUCAAGGCAAUAUCCAGUGUUUAGAGGACGCCCUUCAGGCAAUGAUUCACAGCACAGCCUGGACUUUCAACUGAUGCUGAAAAUUCGAGACACACUUUAUGUGGCUGGAAGAGACCAGGUUUAUUCUAUCAAUUUGAAUGAGGUGCCGAAGACGGAACUAACUCCAAGCAGAAGGUUGACAUGGAGGUCGGGCCAAGCAGACCGGAAAAACUGUGCGAUGAAAGGAAAGCACAAGGAUGAAUGCCAUAACUACAUCAAGGUUUUCGUUCCAAGAAAUGAUGAGAUGGUGUUUGUCUGUGGCACAAAUGCAUUCAAUCCUAUGUGCAGAUAUUACAGGUUAAAUACAUUUGAGUAUGAUGGGGAAGAAAUUAGUGGCUUGGCAAGAUGUCCAUUUGAUGCCAGACAAACCAACGUAGCCCUCUUUGCUGAUGGCAAGUUAUAUUCUGCUACCAUGGCAGAUUUCCAAGCUAGUGAUGCUGUGAUCUACCGAAGCAUGGGGGAUGGAUUCGCUCUGAGGACAAUUAAAUAUGACUCCAAAUGGCUGAAAGAGCCACAUUUUCUCCAUGCAAUAGAAUACGGAAAUUACAUCUAUUUCUUCUUUCGGGAGAUUGCUGUUGAACAUAAUAACCUAGGCAAGGCAGUGCACUCUCGGGUGGCACGCAUAUGCAAAAAUGACUUGGGAGGCUCACAGCGAGUGCUCGAGAAACACUGGACUUCUUUCGUAAAAACACGACUCAAUUGCUCUGUUCCUGGGGAUUCAUUCUUCUACUUUGAUGUUCUGCAGUCUAUCACGGACAUAAUAGAAAUCAAUGGAAUUCCCACUGUUCUUGGUGUAUUUACAACACAACUGAACAGUAUCCCAGGUUCAGCGGUUUGUGCUUUCACCAUGGAUGACAUAGAAAAGGUAUUCAGGGGAAGAUUUAAAGAACAAAAGACCCCAGACUCUGUUUGGACAGCUGUACCUGAAGACAGAGUACCUAAGCCAAGACCCGGUUGCUGUGCAAGACAUGGUUUUGGAGAAGGCUACAGGGCCUCUACAGAAUUUCCUGAUGAAACCUUAUCUUUUAUCAAGUCCCAUCCACUGAUGGAUUCUGCAAUCCCAUCUAUAAUCGAAGAGCCUUGGUUCACUAAGACACGCGUAAGGUACAGAUUAACUGCUGUAGCAGUGGACCACUUGGCAGGGCCUCACUUAAACUACACCGUGAUGUUUGUGGGUUCUGAAGCUGGUGUUGUAUUGAAGAUCCUAGCCAAGACCAACCCCUUUUCUCUGAAUGACAGUGUAUUAUUGGAAGAGAUUGAUGCCUACAACCGUGCAAAGUGUUCUGGGAAUAGCGAGGAGGAUAGAAAAGUGAUAUCACUGCAGAUGGACAGAGACCAUCAUGCCUUGUUUGUGGCUUUCUCAGGCUGCAUUGUCAGACUGCCCUUGAGUCGCUGUGAGCGAUAUGGAUCGUGCAAAAAGUCUUGCAUUGGUGCGAGAGAUCCUUAUUGUGGCUGGCUAAACCACGAGACCUGCGGAAGAGUGAAACCAGGCAUGUUCUUUGGCUAUGAGCAGGAUGUGGAAUAUGGUAACACAGUACAGCUUGGAGACUGUCAUGACCUUUUGCCUUCUGCAACUACACCAGAUUACAAAAUAUUUGGCGAUCCAACGUCUGACAUUGAGGUCCCCUCCACUUCUGUAGCCACCAUGACAAGUAGCCCAGUCAUUUUACCUAAAGUGAUUGGUUCCUGGAAACCCAGAAUGACUGGCUCUCGGAAAUUUAUAUACCAAGAUGACCCAAACACCUCCGAGUAUAUUGAUCCAUUAACAGGUGUCCAGAAGGGUGUACGAUGGGAGGUACAGUCAGGAGAUGCCAACCAAAUGGUCCACAUGAAUGUUUUGAUCACCUGUGUACUUGCUGCUUUUGUGCUCGGGGCUUUCAUUGCAGGAAUGAUAGUUUACUGCUACAGGGAGAUGUUCGUAAGGAAAACCAGAAAAAUUCACAAAGAUGCAGAGUCCGCUCAGUCCUGUACAGAUUCAAGUGGAAGUUUUGCAAAAUUAAAUGGAUUGUUUGAUAGCCCGGUUAAAGAAUAUCAUCAAAGUAUUGAUUCACCCAAGCACUACACAAACAUAUUGACUAGUAGGAAGGAACUGCCACCAAAUGGAGAAACCAAGGCUAUGAUGAUGGACAGUCAAGGACAGCCACCCGAACUUGCGGCCCUUCCAACUCCCGAAUCUACCCCUGUCCUUCACCAAAAGAGCCUGCAGCCUAUCAAAAACCAGUGGGAAAAAACACACAACAACUUAAACAUUUCACGGAAAGAAACUCCUCUUAAAAGUCCUCAGUUCUUUCCUUCCAGCCCUCCACCCCAUUCACCUUUAGCUCAUGGGCAAAUACCGAGUGCUGUUGUUAUUCCAAAUGCCACCCACGACUACAAUACUUCCUUUUCAAACUCAAAUGGCCACAAAUCGGAUAAAAAAUUGCAUAACCUAGAGCAUUCUUUGGGAAAACAGUCGAGCAAGAGGGACCACAGGCGCUCUGUCGAUUCAAGGAAUACAUUAAAUGACUUUUUUAAACAUUUGAAUGAAUCCACUGGAAGCCCCAAAGCUCUUAUGGCAGAUAUUCAAGUAACUCAUCAGAAUGGUCAUCAAGUUCCACAUCAAACUUUAAUGCUAGAUACUAUGGGAAACAUGUCUGAAGUUCCACCUAAGGUUCCCAACAGAGAGGCGUCUUUGUAUUCCCCAUCCUCUACUCUUCCCAGAAACAGCCCAACAAAAAGAGUGGAUGUACCGUCAACUCCAAAUGGGCAAAUGACUCCUUUAGAAUCACAAAGGAGCUAUCAUAAGAACUCUUCACAGAGGCAUUCAAUAUCAGCCCUGCCUAAAAAUAUGAACUCACCAAAUGGUGUUUUGCUUUCAAGACAGCCAAGUAUUAAUCGUGGAGGGUAUAUGCCUCCAAGUCCCAGCACAAGGAUGGACUAUAUGCAAGGGACACCUAUAAUAGUUCACCAACAGACUUCUUUGUCGCGGCAAAGUAGUUAUACAGGACAUGGAACCCUUCCCCGUAUGGGGGUAAAAAGGACACCGUCUAUAAAGCCAGAUGUGCCACCAAAACCUUCGUUUACGUCACAAAAUACAUCUGUAAGACAGCUAAACAAAUAUAGCUACUAAGGACAAAAGUCUUGCUUAACGCAAAUAAGGUAAUGGCGUGAUGGUAUAAAACAAACUCUGCAGGCAGGUGCCUAGUCAUUCCCAAACAAAGUGGCCAAAGAAGCUCUCUUUAGUUUGGUAACAUCAUGUCUUGCCACCCGCAGAUAAAGACGAAUGAGCAAAAGAGCAAAACAAAGGAAAGUGCUGGUCAUUUAAUUUCUUUUGUUUGGCGCAUAGUGGAGAUGUAGCACAAUGCAAUGCUACGUGAGGGUUUGUUUUUUUUUUUAAACAGUACCACAUUUAACGAUAUACUUGAAAACUGGCUUCAUUUCAAACCACCGCCGUCUGUACCCAUCCCAUUUAAUGUGAACGUUUGUUGUGUAUGCAUUCACCUUGCCUCUUGCACAAGUCCCACAAAGUUGUCUUGAUCAAAGUUUGCGUUAAAGCUUCCUACUGUCUCCAGCCAAUUAUUUGUCACGUACAGCUGUACUCCACUGAUACACCAGAUCUUAGUAUUUGCUAUCUGUGCAAGUGUCCUGUGCACACAAACGGACCCAUAGAGAUUUUUGUGGCUACUCCUGUGUUAUGGAACUGUUUCCAUUGAGCAUGGCAAACAUAUGAUGUACUUCCAUGCCAUACAGAGCCGUUUGUAUCUGGGAGAGACAGAGCUGCCUUUCUUUUCUGAUAAACAUGGCUGAACGAGGUAUCUUGUGCAAGAACGUAAAGAUUCUUAGUAAGGUUAUGCUGCUAUUUAAUCAAUAUUGUGUAUUGUCACUGGAAAAGCUACUGAGGAUCUUUAACUAGUUUAGAAAAAAAAAAAUAUAAGUGUAUUACGUUGCUCGGUUACCACGAUCGGAAUUGUAGUGCCAGUUCCAUUUCCCUAUUGUUUCUAUAAAUGCAGCCCUUAAUAGCGGAACAUUAUUACCGCUCCUAGUUGCCAUAGGUGUAGUGACGGUGAAAUUGCCACUGCUACAGUACUACGUUCAACUAUAGUGCAAUUAUGUUCAUUUCAUCUUUUAAAAGGUCAUGCAGGCAAUGACGAUGUUCUGUAAAUAGAUGUGAGGAUACCCGAAUCUGUGCAUUUUGUGCCUUAUUCAUGAGAAUACAAUUACUGUAGCCUGUCAAAGUGUCUUCAGUGCAGCGUAUUAUCCGAGUGUCAGAUCCAAUUUGACUGAGUCCUUUCAACCACUAAAUACAAUAAGAAUGUAGGCGGCAGUCAGAACUACCAACUCUUCGAUCGAUGCCAUUCUAGGAAUUAAAUACAGAUUUCUAAACUAAAACAACACCUGCUAAAAUUGGUGCAAGACGUUUCCAAGAUUUGACAGCAGCGGCUGGUGACGGAUAUUCGGCACAGAUGGAUGUUUGAGCUGAGAAGAUGCACAUAAGCAUAUUGUUUAUUGUACAUAGAUAGAAUAUGCUCAAAACUGAGGCUGCAUUCGUUUUAUUCAAGAGAAUAUCCAUUUUUUAAAAAAAAAGUAAUUUGCAAACUGACAGGAAGCAAAAUUGGCUUAUUCUCUUUGUCUGAAAAGAAAGUAUUCACUUGUGUUUGUUUAUGGCCAAAGUUGGGGGUAAUGUUUUUAUACUGAAUGAAUACCAGUUAUGCAAUUUGCCAUCCAUUUUUCCAGCUACAAAGGCUGACGACGUACGUUCGUAUUUGAGAAAGAUUAAGAGCACUUGAGACUGAAAAAAGCCAAACCAGAAAAUCCUUUUAACCCGGGUAACUUUUUACUGCCUUGUAGAUCGUAAUGUGAGUUCUAUCAGUAUUUACGUUGAUGUUUCUAACAUUCAAUCUAGGCAAAAACCAUUUUCAUUUUAUUACAAAAAAAAGUGCUUUAUCCAUUUGUGCAAAGGUAAAAAAAAAAAAAAAAUAAGGCAGAUUGUAACUUUUUUUCUAUUGGUCCAGCAUAGAAAAGUAACCAUGCAAAUAAGUUGCUCUAUCCUGUUCCUUAGUCUCUUUAAAGGGUAGAUAUCUUGUAUUGUGAAUGUGUAAAUAAUUCUGUACUAUUUGGGUUUUUAACACAGCAUGUAAAGAAAAAAAAUAAAAUAUCCAAUUGAAA